Molecule: messenger RNA, 873 nt
Organism: Closterium sp. Naga37s-1
Lineage: Eukaryota; Viridiplantae; Streptophyta; Zygnematophyceae; Desmidiales; Closteriaceae
Source: the annotation of a GenBank genome assembly
AUGAGGGGGGUGCGAGGGGCACUCACGAGGGGGUGCAAGGGGCACUCACGAGGGGGUGCAAGGGGCACCCACGAGGGGGUGCGAGGGGCACUCACGAGGGGGUGCAAGGGGCACUCACGAGGGGGUGCAAGGGGCACUCACGAGGGGGUGCAAGGGGCACUCACGAGGGGGGGCACCCACGAGGGGGUGCAAGGGGCACUCACGAGGGGGUGCCAGGGGCACUCACGAGGGGGUGCGAGGGGCACCCACGAGGGGGGUGCGAGGGGCACUCACGAGGGGGUGCGAGGGGCACUCACGAGGGGGUGCAAGGGGCACUCACGAGGGGGUGCGAGGGGCACCUACGAGGGGGUGCGAGGGGCACUCACGAGGGGGUGCAAGGGGCACUCACGAGGGGGUGCGAGGGGCACCCACGAGGGGGUGCGAGGGGCACUCACGAGGGGGUGCAAGGGGCACUUACGAGGGGGUGUGAGGGGCACCCACGAGGGGGUGCAAAAGGCACUCACGAGGGGGUGCAAGGGGUACUCACGAGGGGGGGCGAGGGGCACCCACGAGGGGGGUGCGAGGGGCACUCACGAGGGGGUGCAAGGGGCACUCACGAGGGGGUGCGAGGGGCACCCACGAGGGGGUGCGAGGGGCACUCACGAGGGGGUGCAAGGGGCACUUAUGAGGGGGUGCGAGGGGCACCCACGAGGGGGUGCGAGGGGCACUCACGAGGGAGUGCAAGGGGCACUCACGAGGGGGUGCGAGGGGCACCCACGAGGGGGUGCGAGGGGCACUCACGAGGGGGUGCAAGAGGCACUCAGAUACCCUCCUCCCACUGCUGCACCCGCAGCAGGGGGAUGGAGGAGAAGGGGGGGGGGGGGGGCGGUGUAG